This is a messenger RNA of Cyprinodon tularosa, 1358 nucleotides long. RefSeq lists its product as uncharacterized. The record is from RefSeq and is a predicted model, not a curated record. Lineage: Eukaryota; Metazoa; Chordata; Actinopteri; Cyprinodontiformes; Cyprinodontidae. Gene Ontology annotation, biological process: regulation of transcription by RNA polymerase II. Bases 311 to 1222 code for a protein of 303 amino acids. The transcript is spliced from 3 exons. Gene Ontology annotation, cellular component: transcription regulator complex; nucleus.
AAAAUUUAAAGAAGAAGAAGAAGAAGAAACACAGGAAACGUCGUUUCCGGGGCAGCAGCAGCUCUGCAGGAGUUUCUCUAUUCCUCUGAACCAUCGGUUCGGGUCGGUCCAUCUCUAACCGAACCCUACCGCCUCCAGAACCGCAGGCGUCCCGGUUCCGUGGCUCCCGCUGCCUCCCAGCCGGCUGGAAGCUCCAUGGAGGCUAGAAGGUGAGCAGAUGGAAAGAUGGCGGCCGAGAAAGAAGCUGAUCUGAAGAAGAGCUUCAGCUGAGGAACCAAAGAGGAGCUGGAGAUUAUAAUCCAGGACAAGCAUGAAGGAGAACCAGGAAGUAAAGAUUGAGGUGAAGGAGGAGAUCAGAGAGAUGGAGAUUGAGGAGGAGAACCACGAGAUGAAGAAGCUAGAGGAGCGAAUCUGCGAGGAAGUGAGGAAGUACCCGCAUCUGUACGACUCUCGCUCUCCACACCACAAGGACAGCAAGUAUUCCAGCAACGCAUGGAGGGAGAUAGCCAGGAAUGUGGGUCUGGAUACGGCCGAGGCGGUGAGGAGGUGGAAAAACGCACGCGACAAGUUUGUCCGACAGCGGAGGGACAUGAGGGCCAAAAAGAACGGGAAAAGGGUCCCGGCCUUCUACCUCUUCAUGUCCUGGCUGGAACCCUUCGUUAACCACCGACAAACUACCAGUUUCCCUUCAGAGACACAGACAACACAGGAUACAGAUCACAGCUCUGAUCCCAGCUGUGAUCUGAGCUCCGAUACGACUCCUGAGCCCAGCUCUGAGCCACCUUCACCCGCCUGCAACCUGGACAGCCUGUAUGCCUCCCAGCCGUCCACCCCUGUCCCCGUGUCCUCUACAUGUGUGCGCGCUGCCGCCAACAGUUCCGCCUCAGCUGCUCCCUGCAACUCCUCCACCAGCCGGCCCCCUGCGUCACCCGAUCCCUCCGUGAGACCAGCCCCCAAGCGAGCGACAGCCAGCCAGACCAAGCGCAAGCGCACGCGCACCGAUGACCUGGACAUUCAGGCACACCUGGAGCAACUGGCUGAAAGUCGGCAGAUGCUUCAUCGCAGUCUGCAGCAGGAUGACUGCUCAUCCUUUGGGAUUUUCAUGGCGGACUUGCUGAGGAAGGUACCGGUGGACAGUAGGGACAUUGUUACCAGGAAUACCAUCAACUACAUGUAUGACCAGAUGGAUCGGGUGCGGGCAGCGGCGCAGACCCUGAACUGACUGUUAUAGACUCUGAUAAUAAUGAUUCAUUGUCCAAUACUGUCUGUUGUUGCAUUGCAUUGAAUAUGUAUCAUAUCUACCAUAGUCUGGAUGUACAGAGCCACGGUUUUAACACUAAAUAUGUUUUUUUUAUUGG